Molecule: messenger RNA, 1735 nt
Organism: Aspergillus heteromorphus CBS 117.55
Lineage: Eukaryota; Fungi; Ascomycota; Eurotiomycetes; Eurotiales; Aspergillaceae
Exons: 2
Coding region: 174-1595 (473 amino acids)
Source: RefSeq, a predicted model, not a curated record
AUACAGUGGCUGUGUGAGACAGCACCCGAGGGGGUUUCUCGCUAGCCUCUAUAUUGGUCGAGGGCCGGAACCAUCGUUCCCUUAACCCACCAUAUCGUCCGGUGAACUGUCUUUUACCAGGGAGCUUUUCCGCUCCUUUGUGUUCAGCCGAAUCGGUCUCCCUCGUUGUCAUUAUGUCGACCGCAGUUGCGCCUGCUCAGGCUGCUCCGCUGACUUCUCCGCGUAUGACCCGUGAUCUGAGUCCGAAAAAUUGCCCAACGCUGGCACCUGCGACCUCGAAUAACCAGGCGAGUCCCACGCCGCCGCGGCUGUCUGCGCCCUCCCGGGAUGGAUCUUCCGCCAAAAGCUCGCCUGCAGGAAAAAAACCCACGUCACCUUCAUCACAAGCCGGGUCCAAUGCCGCUCGAGUUAUUGUGAAGAAAGAACCCCCUUCCUCGCCUGCCAUGCAGAUCAACACCCGACCUCGCCCGCGGAGGUUGGACCUUUCCACUAGCCUUCCGAAUUCCGGAGGAUUAUCCGCUCGAGCUCCCGGCGGUCCUAUGACGGCUCGUGAGGGUGUCAAUAUGCAAGACGUCGGUAUCGCUUGUCUGUCUCCCGGAUUCCAAACCCACAACCCAGCGAUGAGGGAACAGCUGCAGCGGAGCCUGUCGGUUCGGGAUCAGCAAAGAUCAAUCAUUGAAUCGCGUCUCCAAAAGUCCGCCAAGGAUGAUGGACCGGAUGGGGUCAAGCCAUCGGAAGCAUUCGGCGUUCCCAGGGGCAGUGUUUCGAAGAGAAGACCGCCGCCGGGGUUGUCAAUCGUGCCCCCUUCUGCGGCCCAGUUUGCAAACGAGCGUGUCAUCCAAUCCGCACCGUUGCAUCAGACAUUCACGGGUCGACACGAGGCACAACCGCUGACUCGCCACGUCGUUAACCAAAGUCCGACUUUAGGAUCUACCUCCCACAUCCACCAUGUCCCCGCCACUCAAACGAACAACCGUCUUCCGCCGUUGUCUGAUGUAUUUGGAUCCGAUGCUUUGGGUGCUCGUGAUCGUGAUGGGAGCAGAGGAUCAUACUACCCCAACGCAACUGGGAACAACCUCCCCCAGUCAAACAAUCUACCUCCGAUCCCUUCGCCUCGGAUAUCUCGGGAUGCGGCGCAACCCCCCAAGCGGCCCAGGGAAUACCGCUCCGCGGAAGAAGCGGUCCAGGAGCUGUCCGGUGGACGAGAGGAACUUCUGCCGCGCAUUGUGCACUAUGGUGGUCACCAGCCCCCGACUCCGCCAUCUCCCCGUGUGGCCAGCCGCCCGCCGAAGUCCGGUGUACCCCAUUUGGAUGCCGCGCCCAUGACAACCGUGCACCCUCCGCCGCCGGCACUAUACCCGUCGGAGGGCACUGCCCGUCGUCGCUCGAGAAACGAGUACGAACAUGAACACGGAAGUCCGCCUCUGGGCCACGGCCCCGAGCCACAAUAUCGCCCUAACCCGGCCUUGGCCUCUGGCGCAAGCGCUAGUCAUGGCCCGUUUGGUGCGGGGAGGGACUCUCCCGAGACGCAGCGCAAGAAGAAAGAGGAAUUCCUCAGUCUCUGUGCCCGUGCAUGGGACCUAUUCCAUUCUUGAUCCUUCACUCACUUUUGAGGGUUUCUGUAUACCUAGUCUUGCUCAGACUCGUGAGCGUACUUCCAGACUAUCCCUAGCCCUGGUGCGCGGUUUCCAGUGUUGCCGGACUUGGCUUUUGCUCAAGGCGCAAUCCAGCAGCG